This is a messenger RNA of Mytilus californianus (California mussel), 2703 nucleotides long. RefSeq names its product enolase-phosphatase E1-like. The transcript is spliced from 6 exons. Gene Ontology annotation, molecular function: magnesium ion binding; acireductone synthase activity. The record is from RefSeq and is a predicted model, not a curated record. NCBI's taxonomy places the organism in Eukaryota, Metazoa, Mollusca, Bivalvia, Mytilida, Mytilidae. Bases 148 to 1083 code for a protein of 311 amino acids.
UCAGAGGGAGGAAUAAUUUUGAAUGCAACAGCAGAGUAAACAACGCCAUCUAUCGGCAGUAUUUAGCGCACCUGUUUAAUUUGCUUCUUUGUCCAUAGAAAGCGUCACCCGUCACUUGUGUAUUUUCAAAUUUAUAAAGGCUCAGUAAUGGAAUCAUUAAAAAGAACAGCAGAAGAAGCAGAUUCUCUUCUUGAAGGUGUCAAGGCUUUGAUUGUUGACAUUGAGGGUACAACAACGCCUAUCGACUUCGUGAAGGAGACGCUUUUCCCAUAUGUCAGUGAAAACAUAGAGGAAUAUUUAACAAAAAAUUAUGAUGAAGAGGAAACAAAGAAAGACAUUCAGGCCUUGAGAGAAUUGGCAGCAAAAGACAAAGAAGACAAAUGUGAAGGAGUUGUAGGGAUACCAGCUUCAGACGGGAGCAAGGAAGAUAUAGUUAAAGCUGUUGUGGCCAAUGUAAAAUGGCAGAUGGACAAAGAUAGGAAAUCCACAGCACUAAAAGCCUUACAGGGACACAUCUGGAGAGAAGGAUAUGAACAAGAAAAACUAAAAGCAGAAUUGUUUGAAGAUGUAGGACCAAAUCUUCAACAAAUAGUAGAAAUAGGAAUAGCUGUGUAUGUUUUCUCAUCAGGGAGUGUAGAAAGUCAGAAACUUCUCUUUGCUAAUACAGAUGAUGGCAACUUGUUAGAGCUUUUCACUGGUUUCUAUGAUACAACGACAGGAUCUAAAACUGACAAAACAAGUUACACUAAAAUAGCAGAGGAUAUAGAUGCUCAACCAGAAGAAAUAUUAUUCUUAACAGAUAGUCCAGAUGAGGCUGCAGCAGCUGUGAAGGCAGGUUUACGUAGCGCAAUAGUUGUGAGAGAAGGCAAUGCUGAACUAUCGAAUGAAGUUUUCCAGAAUUAUUUGGUGAUAGAAUCAUUCAAUGAACUGUUUGGUGAUGACGAUGAGGAAGAUUUCAAACGAAUAGCAGGAGACAAUGGUGAAGUAGAUGAUGAUGAAGAUGGAGAGGAAGAUGAUUUGGAGGGAGAGGAUGAUGACGAAGAGGAUGUUCCUGAAGAUGAUGAUGAUGAAGAUGAUGCAUAAACUUGCAUAAACUUGACAAUGUUAUGAAUGUGUGUGACCAAAUGAAAUUGGAAAAGAAAUCAUAUGUUACAGAAUGUUGUUUUAAUUGUUUCAUUUGGAUCUAAUGUUAAUUUAUACUGUUAGUGAUACUAUUACAUAUCUCAAUUAAAAUUACACAUGUUUGAUUUGUAAAGACUAUAUCAUGUUAACCAAAUGUGUAAUUUUAAUUGAUUUCUACUCAAUUUUUUUGCAUUCAUUAGUUUUACGUUCUGGACUAUGAAUCAGUUACUGUUUCUGUCCUAUAAAUCUAUAAACCCACUAAAUGAUCUCAGACAGGAUUUUCAUGUCUCUAAAUUGAAAUCUAAUGAAACAAUGCAAACACAGAUUCAUGAUUGUGACAAUGCUCAUUACUCAGUAAAACAUUUAAAUCAGGAAACAUUUCAUGGCAGAGAGGUUGACUGUUGUUGUAUAAAUGUCGAAUACGUUGAUAUUUUGUUGGAUACCAGUUUUUUUUUCAGAGCAGCACAUUUUUCUCUUAUUUUGUAAUCUGAUGAAAGGGUAAAUACUUUGAAACUGGCAGAUAUUUUUUUUAACCAAACCUAACAUUAUUUAUGUACAUAAAAAAGUGAACACAUGGUAGAUUUCCUUUAUCAUUUUAAUAUCCAUAAGUAAAUAGUAAAUCAUAAUAUGGUCUGUUCAUUUAACAUUUGUAUACAGAUGUGAUGACAUAAGCAUAUACACAGAGAAACAAUGCAAUAAACAGCUAAUCAUCUUGUCAGAAAGAUAAGAUCCAUUCUUGAUCUUUUGAGCAUAUGUAUGAUAGUUUUCUGCCAAAUUCUAUUGGACUUUGCAUGCAUUGGCAAUAUAUAGAAUAUGGGAGGGUUUAUAAAUAAGUUAUUAAUUUGUGUUUAAAGAAACUGUAAAGUUGGGGAGGGUUGUAAAUGAUGAGUUCUAAGUUUGUAUAGUUUUUCUGCAAGUGUUCAGAAACAAAACAUUUAAGAAGAUGUUUAUUGUUAACUUGCAAUAUUUUUAUUCUGUGUAUUCAUAUUUGGAUACCAUUUGUUCUAUAAUAUUAUUUUUGUAGGGAAUUUUGUAAAGAUUUUAGAAGAAUGUUAUAUUGUGUGUGUGUUUGUUUAUACAAGUUUUUAUAAGUGUUAGUGUUCAAAUUUGUACAGACUACUUACAUGUAGACCAUAAGAAUUUCUCGAAACCAUUAGCAAAGUGGAAUAGGCAAGCAUAGUUUACACUAUAUACAUAUUUUAGCAGAACUUUUAAAUGGCAGUUUUAAGUAAUGUCUGAAAAAAUUUGCAUUUACAUUUUUACUCUUUUCAUGGUUUAAAAUUACUUUAUAUAUAUAUUGUCAUAUUGUAAAUAAUGCAAGCAGCCAUUUCUUGAAAAUCAUUCAGGCAACCUUGGAAGUUUUGUUCCAUUUUGAUAAUUACUAAAUUUUAUAAUUUUACCAGUUUUAUAUUGCUUUUCUAUGAAAUACUUUUUAAACAUAUUUUAAUGAUCUCUCUAGAAUUAACAUCUCAAUAAGCAUUUUUUUCAGACAUUGGAAAAUUUUAUUAAUUUGUAUUCUGAAGAUGUUCUUCAUUGUACAAAUCAUUAUCAUUCUCAGUAAAAAAAGUAGUUUUCAUAUUU